Messenger RNA from Penicillium vulpinum, 2094 nucleotides. RefSeq lists its product as uncharacterized. The record is from RefSeq and is a predicted model, not a curated record. NCBI's taxonomy places the organism in Eukaryota, Fungi, Ascomycota, Eurotiomycetes, Eurotiales, Aspergillaceae. The coding region runs from base 1 to 2094 and encodes 697 amino acids. The transcript has 3 exons.
AUGAGAAGCAUAACUCUUCUUUCGCUUUUUGGGGCUGCACUAGCUCAUCCGUCGGGCCUUUGGUGGGGUACCGAUAUCUGCUACACUAGUCCCGACAACACCAACAAUCAGUGCUCUGAUGCUCAGGCAAAAGGUUUUGACUUGUCUGAACUGGGCAAUGGUGACAAUUGGAGCUUCGAAGGCUUCCACUUCGUUGGGCUCGAGCCUAAGAAUGGCUGCCACGGAUCCAGCUACGGAGGCACUUGUCUUGGUGGAAGACUUUCUCGUGAUGAUAACUGGAAGAUCAAGAUUUCCGCCGACGAUGCGCCAUUCUCGAUCCGCAAUUUCCACUUGGCAACUUCCCGGAGCACUGACGUUUUCAUCAUCUACGAGAUGCCCGAUGGCUCUUCUUGCCGUCAUGUCGCUUCGAGCUCGUACAAGGGAACUGAUAUCGGCAACGACCAGUGCGGCGGUGCUGUCUCUGUCGAGUUCACGCUUCCCGAAGAGAGCAAAUUCGGUGAUUGUGAUAUCGAGAUCCACUCCAUCGACUUUGACUGCUCCACUGGAACCAAGACGCCAGGCAACCCUGUAGUUGAAACUCCGACCGUCGAGGUGCCUCAUGUGCAUUGGCCCUCUACUACACUUGAGGCUUCCACCAUCGGCUACCUUGAGCCGGAGCCUACCCCAACCUGGAUUGAUACUCUGCCUCCUGCUCAUUGGCCCUCUACCACGUGGGAAGCUUCCACCAUCGAUCACUUUGAUCCAGAACCUACCCCAAGCUGGACUGAUUCUGUGACCCCUGUGCACUGGCCCUCUACUACACUGGAGGCUUCUACUAUCAACCACUGGGAGACCCCUCACCAUCAUCACUCUGACCCUGCGCCUACCCCAAGCUGGGUUGACAUCCAUACUCCUGUGCACUCGUCUGUUGCUGUGGAUGUCUCCACAAUCGACCACUCCUCAUGGGAGAUGACGACUUCCACAGUCUGGACUACCCAGGAGUUUACCAUCACCAGAUGCGCACCUACCGUCACUGACUGCCCUGGCCACUCGACUGUAUUGGUUACCUCCACAUAUCCUUUGUCCACCACAGUCUGCCCGUCCAAGCCCGCCGAAACCGUUGCGAUUGAAACCAGCCCAACGGUUCCUCAUGUUGUGCACACGCAUCCCGCAGUUCCUACCCCCAUCAGCGCCACGACCGCGACCGCGCCCAGCCCGCCUCUCGUCACUGCGCCCUGCCCUAACGUCGUGCCCAAGUGCCUCAACACCUGGCUUUCCAUUCCCAAGUGUGACUCCAACAGCGAUGUCGCCUGCUUCUGCCCGUCCAGUGAAUUUACGGACAAGGUUAGCUCGUGCAUUCGGGCCUGGAGCGGCUCUAAGACCGAGGAGGAUUCCGCCCUUGCUUACUUCGCUGGCAUUUGCGCUCCCUUCGUACCGGAGAACCCUGCUAUCGUGGACAUCGCUUCAACCUGCAUUUCCACUUCUUCAAUCCACGCUCCUAGCACCGUUGCGGUUCCUCCCGUUCCCGGCAGCACUUUGAUUCCCCACGCUCCUGGUACAAUCGAUAGUCCUCACGUUCCUGGUACCAUUGACGUUCCCCAUGCCCCGGGUACCAUUGGCGUUCCUCACGUUCCUGACACUACUCCUGUUCCCCACGUUCCUGUUCCUCACCUGCCUGGUACCGUCAAUGAUCCUCAUGUUACCGGCACCGUUGCCGUUCCUCAAAUCACUGGAGCAACAGGGACUGUCGGUGUGCCUACAGCUGUCUCCUGGACUCCUUGCACCACCAUUAGCUGGGCGUCCCACACGGCGACCGUUCCCCUGGUUGAAUUCAGCACGGUCACUUGUUCCUCUACGACCUCUGUGAAUCUGGUCGUUGUUACUGCUACCAGUCCUCCUCAGAUUACCCACCCUGCCCACAAGUCCUCCUCGAGCAUGACAACUAGCUGCAAGACCUCCAUCACCUCCCUCAUCACACCGAUCCCCAAGCCCCCUGUGUCCAAGCCCACACUACUCCAUCCAAGCGAAUCUGUCGCAUUUGGUAAUGUUGGAUCGAAACUCCGUUUGUCUAGCUUCUGGGCUUUCGGUAUGGUUCUUUUGGCGCUUCUCUUCUAA